This is a messenger RNA of Oncorhynchus masou masou (cherry salmon), 4435 nucleotides long. RefSeq names its product CMP-sialic acid transporter-like. NCBI's taxonomy places the organism in Eukaryota, Metazoa, Chordata, Actinopteri, Salmoniformes, Salmonidae. Gene Ontology annotation, cellular component: Golgi membrane. The transcript is spliced from 10 exons. The record is from RefSeq and is a predicted model, not a curated record. Gene Ontology annotation, biological process: pyrimidine nucleotide-sugar transmembrane transport. Gene Ontology annotation, molecular function: pyrimidine nucleotide-sugar transmembrane transporter activity. The coding region runs from base 3090 to 4049 and encodes 319 amino acids.
UCUGGAUAAAUGUUAACAUAAUAAAUUAUUGAAAACCAACGGAAAUUGAGACCUGUGUGAAGCUAGCCACAAGUGGAAUUUGCGUUAGAGAGAGUAGGGAAAACAGCAGGUCCGGGACAAGGUAUGCUACUCGGUGACACUCACCGAACACAACUGUAGAGUUUGUAAACAAAUAUUCGCAUCUUAGCUAAUUAUUUGAAAAACGAACUGCUUCGAAGACCAUGUAAUCCAUGAUGGACUGCCAUAGUUGUUAAUUACCUAUAUUAUCCUAAUGGUGAUGCACCUUUACACAUUUAAAUCAGCACAACGCCCGCCUUGGGGCGGCAGGGUAGCCUAGUGGUUAGUGUUGGACUAGUAACCGAAAGGUUGCAAGUUCGAAUCCCCGAGCUGACAAGGUACAAAUUUGUCGUUCUGCCCCUGAACAGGCAGUUAACCCACUGUUCCUAGGCCGUCAUUGAAAAUAAGAAUUUGUUCUUAACUGACUUGCCUCGUAAAAUAAAGGUAAAAUAAAAAUGUGCCAAAAAUGCAUCAAGUCAAUCGCUUGGCCUGAUAUAAGUAUAGAUACAGUAAAGUACACACUAAAGAGUAAAAAAAACAUGUAAGAAAAAUUGUUUAAAAAAUAAAAAGCACAACUGCAGACUUCAAAGAAUAGGCCAGGGCAUUCCGAGUUGAUCAGAUGGUGCCUGCUAAUGUCAUCGGCCUCCCCCUUUGCUUGAGGAACAAAAUAAGAAGCCCCUCCCCCCUUUUAAGUAAAUCAAGUGAAAAGGAGACUGGAGUAGGACUUUAAUUUGUGCUCCUCCAGUUACACAACAUCCCUUCCUAUCUCUAAUUUGAUAGGCCUACCUGUAAAAUGGAAGGGGUGUCGUAUCCCCUUAACCAGAGAAAUGGGACAACAUUUACACACACUUUGGUUGAACUCAUACCUUGGUUGACUCAGCUUGGCAAUGCUACUUUCAGCUUGAUCUCAAUUAUUGGAGAGAGGCCUCAUUGCUUUAUUAGGUAUGAAGGGUGUCAAUGGUGCUUUUGUUAUUGGUCAAUUUUGUUGUAACUAGUACUCUUUGUAUGUUGGCCUAUGUUAAUUUAAUAGGCCUACAUUAAAUUGUAUUGGUAACAUACACAUUUAGCAGAUGUUAUUGCGGGUGUAGUGAAAUGCUUAUGUUUGUAGCUCUAACCGUGACAUGAGUUGGGGUCAAUGUGAAUUGAAGUCAGUCAAUUCAGGAAGUGAUUGGAAUUUACAAAAUGGAGAGAACUUGACAUAAAUCGCUUCUCCUUGUCCGCUUAUUUAGAAGUAAAUGGAAAUGGAUGAACCUACCUCUUAAAUUAUUGAAUUGGAAUAUAAUUUCUCAAAUUGACCCCAACCCUGAGGCUUAAAUUCAACACUUAGAUGAGGAUCACACUGCGCAACAUCCAUUAUGGUUCCAUAGGCUCUCCAAUUCACCUUCAUUUACAGUUUUACUCUGUUCAAGUAGACAGUUAUCAAUAGUUCGUUUCUUUAUUAGUCAUUCAAAAUGUACAGGCCUACGGUAUUUGGUACCCUCUGCUGGUGAUUUGCAGGAUGUGCAAUGAUUACACGUAAAAGAAUGGCUGUGAUUGCCUACUAUGAUCCAUUUUAUAGAGAGAAAUUGGCAUAACUUUAAAACUAGCAGAGAUCUAAGUCUGGAAAUUUGAUAUGCCUGUAGAGUAUGUUCAACAUUAUAUUGUAACAUUCCCAUUCAAAAUAUUUAUUUUUAGUCAUGUAAGAAAAUUGUUACUUAAAUCAAAAUACUACUCUUAUUAUAGGGCAAGUGGUAAAGCUUGAUUUGACAUGUAGUCAGUGAUAUGUAGCCCAAAAUCAUGUUUAAUGACAUUUCAUCUUUCAAUCAUGCAAGACUUCAUGUAUGCAUAUGGUUCCCGCCAUAGAGCUAACAAUAGGCCCCAAUCACCACACAACCCCCGCCACAAGACGCACUUGCCAUGGCUGAGAGAUCUUGGGUGAAGAGGCAAGAAUUGUUUUAAUUUGCAUAACUGUUUAAAUGCUUUAAAAAAAUUGACAGACUAGAAAUAAGAAUGUUCUCUUUUGUAUUGCAUGUUACUUGGUUUUAUUCCCCCCUUAUUAUUUGCAUUUCACAGCAACACCUACAGUCCACAAUCUUAAUUUAGUUUGAGGAUAUGCAUUUCUAAAAUGUUUGUUACAAAAAAUGUAUUUCCUUAGUUUGUCCUGGUGGUCGGUAUUUCUAAUCUUCAUGCCUUAGUGGAUAAUAUUGUGCCCAUGUCAAACCGAGCUGGUAGCACAGGUCAUGCUGACCAGACUUGGCUUCAUGUCCACUCUCCUGGAGCCAGAGCUCCACAUCUGGAGGCAGAUGUUUAUGGGAUUGUGUUACCACAAGGCCUUGUCCCUGCCUUUGGCCAUCCAUCGAUCAGGCAGGGAAAAGGUUUAAAGAACUCCUCCAUGAUGCUCUGUUCAAGUGGACUGAGUAAAUCCUUAAUUACCAUUACUAGUAGUAUAAAGGAAUGACGUAAGUGAAAAUCACAAUUUCCACGACCAUGUUUUGCAAAGGACUAAAACCCUGGAAUGUCACAUGUAAUUAUUUGCAGGUCUUUGUACAUUACUUCCCACGUCGCAUUGACGUCGUAAAGGAUCCAAAGUACCAGUAGCAGCUGGCAUUGGAGUAUGAAGACCAAGCAUGGGAGCUAGGUGUGACUUGUGCCUUCCCACUGGUUCCCCUGGUCCCACAAUAAAGUACACCUGAGUGAUGAUUAUGGGAUUGCAAUUUUGGCCACGCUGAUCAGACACUUUGUUUGAGAGACUGCGAUGCAUGGCUGCUGCUAGGCCUACUUCUGCUGGGAUUUAAAGUGAUGGGAGUGAAGGCAAGAUUUGCCAGAUUUCCAAGACAACUACUUCUAGUGCACCCCCAGCAGGACCCCCUCUUGCAGCACCACCUGCUCCUCCAAUGGCUGGCCUUGUGAUCCACAGUCAUGGGGGCAGAGGCAAGGUUGGACACCCGGCGGCUGUCGUUCCAUCAGUUCAGCCAUGUGGAGGCAAAUAAGUACUUUCAGCCGACUCGCAGGAGCCAGUGAGUGUGGUGUUCAAGGUGUACUGUCUGUCAGUGAUGACAAUGGUGGCAGCAACUUACACUGUGGUAUUACGAUACACAAGGACCAUAUCAUCAACAGCUAUGUACUUCUCUACAACAGCAGUAUGCGUCACAGAGGUUAUUAAAUUGUUCUUGAGCCUUGGGAUGUUGACCAAAGAAGCUGGCAGCUUUGGCAGGUUAAAAGCAUCCAUAGUUGAACAUGUGUUUCAGUGUCCAAAAGAGCUGCUGAAACUGAGUGUUCCCUCUGUGGUCUAUGCGAUUCAGAAUAACAUGGCCUUCAUAGCCCUGAGCAAUCUUGAUGCAGCUGUGUAUCAGGUGACCUAUCAGUUGAAGAUCCCGUGCACAGCCCUAUGCAUGGUCCUAAUGCUGAACCGCUCUCUCAGCAGGCUGCAGUGGUUGUCUGUCUGCAUGCUGUGUGGGGGUGUUGCUUUGGUCCAGUGGAAACCUGCAGAGGCCACUAAAGUCCAGGUUGAGCAGAACCCUUUUUGGGGGUUCAUGGCCAUUGCUAUCGCUGUAUUCUGCUCUGGAUUUGCAGGUGUGUACUUUGAGAAGGUCCUGAAGAGCUCAGACACAUCCCUAUGGGUGCGGAACAUCCAGAUGUACCUGUCUGGCAUCGUGGUCACCUUCGCUGUUGUUUACAUGACUGAGGGUACUCAGGUUAUACAGAAAGGCUUCUUCUACGGUUACACGCCUUGGGUGUGCUUUGCAGUUUUUCUGGCCAGUGUGGGUGGUUUGUACACAUCAGUGGUGGUGAAGUACACAGACAAUAUCAUGAAAGGCUUCUCUGCUGCAGCCGCCAUCGUUCUCUCUACUGUGGCAUCUGUCGCUCUGUUUGGGCUACAGAUAACUGUUAACUUUGCCAGUGGAGCAAUGCUAGUGUGUAUCUCCAUAUACCUGUAUGGACUCCCAAAACAAGACACCACCAAGCUUCCAAGAGCAGACAAUGAUGCCAAGCAGAAACUGAUCACUGUUUGAGGCCUGGAAGAACUUAAACAUUUAUGGCCUUUCCUGACCACUGAGCUGGACCUGCCCGAGGCCCUCUGUUGCGUAUAGAUUAAGAGUGUCGGCAAGGAACUUUAAUUUAUUAAUGCUGGAGCAGAAAUUAAGGGAAGGGAUUUUAAAAUACACUUCAAUAUUCUGUGGAGCUGAGUCAAAGAAAUGACCUGUUUUUGUUGACUGUGUUACUGCUGUCAGUCAUUCCACUUGUCACAGUACUAAAUGUAUAUACACAGCUGACAAUCAUGUCAUUGUUGUAGCUGUCAUUAUCUAUAAUACAGUCUUGGGUCGUCUGUUUUGAACAUUCAAAAUACAUUUGUUGACCCUCAAUGUUAAUGGCAAUAAAUCUGAACUGUUAUGCAUUG